CAUUGAGGGCGGAGAUGUUGCAAGCAGAGCUCCCUGCUCCAUACCGAGUUGGCCUGCAGCUCCUUCACCUCUCCAAGCUGUCUUCAGGCUGCAAGAGUCCAGCUGAUUCCCAAUGAGGACAAAGAUGGACUGUGACUCAAUGAGGUUCUUGGGCUGGGGAUUUGUCCUUUUCCUGAUCCUUCUGGAACCAUCUACAGGAGCUGAUCCUCCUCAUUUCUGCUAUGGUGCACCAGGACUUCCUGGUGUGCCUGGCCCUCCGGGAAAGGAUGGCAGAGAUGGACUGAAAGGAUCUAAGGGAGAGCCAGGACCCCCAGCCAUUCCUGGAAGUCAAGGUCCCAAGGGGCAGGCAGGAGAACCCGGAGCCCCUGGCUUUCCAGGGAAGAACGGGCCUCGAGGCCCCGCUGGGCCUCUUGGGGAGCCUGGCUCGAAGGGUGACGAUGGCGAGCCAGGCGAUCCGGGUGGCUACAAGCGGAGUCAUCAGUCAGCCUUCACUGUGAUGCGGCAAACGCCUCAGCACCCUGCCAAGAACAACCCUGUUGUCUUCAACAAACGCAUCACCGACAUCAAUCAAGAGUACGAUGUCAGCACUGGCAAGUUUACAUGCCGCAUCCCCGGUGUCUACUACUUCACUUAUCACACGUCUCAGACGGCAAACCUCUGCGUCAACAUGUACCUGAACCAGAACAAGAUGGCCAGCUUCUGCGACCACAUGUCCAAUGACAAGCAAGUCAGCUCGGGCGGCGUCCUGCUUCAGAUGCAGGCGGGGCACCAGGUGUGGCUGGAAGUCAACGACUACAACGGCAUGGUGGGCAUCGGUGGAUCUGAUAGCGUCUUCUCUGGCUUUCUGCUUUUCCCGGAUUAGACUCAUUGAGAUUGCCCCAGAGCAGCUGAACGAGGCUUUCCCAGCAUGAUUCAAGCUUGGGAUGGGCAAAUCUAUCCAUGCUGGUUUCUUACAUUCAGCAUGGGUAGGGUGUGUGUGUGAGGGGAGGGAGUGCUUCACCUUUUCCAGGCCCCUGCAGCUUCUCCACCCCAAAUCACUGCAGCUUCUCUCCAAGCCCUUCAUGCGAGAUCUUUCCCAUCACCAGCUACUAUUCUUCAAAGCUACUUUGAACAUUCUUAUUUUUUUUCAUGUUUGUUCCAAAAGGUUCUCAGCUGCUGUGGAAAAAUAAAAAUGCUUAACCCUUUCA
This is a messenger RNA of Rhineura floridana, 1187 nucleotides long. RefSeq names its product complement C1q C chain (gene C1QC). NCBI's taxonomy places the organism in Eukaryota, Metazoa, Chordata, Lepidosauria, Squamata, Rhineuridae. The record is from RefSeq and is a predicted model, not a curated record. Gene Ontology annotation, molecular function: protein binding. The coding region runs from base 113 to 862 and encodes 249 amino acids. The transcript is spliced from 3 exons.